UGCUUGUUGCCGGUCAGGCAGGACUCAGGGUAAACCAGAGCCCCACGCCUUCAGCCUUCUAGAACCUUCGCCAGCAAAACCCUAAACCCUAGCAUCUCCGGCCGGAGCCAUGGGCCGGCCGCAGCGCCGCGUCGUGGCGAAGCAGACCCGUCUCAAGGAGGCCGACGAGAUCCGCCUCCUCGAGGCUUGGAUAGACGCCGGCAAGCCCCUUCCGGGAACCAAGCCCCCUCCCCCCUCCGAGUCCUCCGCCGCCGCCGACGACGACGCACGGGCAAACGCACGAAAGAUAAUAGCCAAGGCGGCUGCCGGGGAGUAUUCGGAGUAUGGCGCGUGCACGCGGUUUGACGAGCUGCCGCUGUCGCAGAAGACCAAGGACGCCCUGCGGAAGGCGCGGUACACUGAGAUGAGCGAGAUCCAGCGCGCUGCCCUGCCCCACGCGCUCUGCGGCCGCGAUGUCCUAGGCGCGGCCAAGACCGGGUCCGGCAAGACCCUCGCCUUCGUCAUCCCGGUUAUAGAGAAGCUGUAUAGGGAAAGAUGGGGUCCGGAGGAUGGCGUGGGUUGCAUUAUUCUGUCUCCCACUAAUGAUUUAGCUGGACAAAUUUGGGAUGUGUUCAGGAAGGUGGGAAAGUUCCAUAGCUUCAGUGGCGGUGCUAUUGUUAAGCGCACUGGUAUCAAGGAGGAAAAAGAACGCAUAAACAGCUUGAAUAUCAUAGUGUGCACUCCUGGGCGGUUAGUCCAGCACUUCGAUGAGACUCCAAACUUCGAUUGCUCAAAUCUCCAGAUGUUGGUGCUGGAUGAGGCAGAUCAAAUGCUUCAUCGUGAUUUUCAAUUCCAAGUAGACGCUAUCAUUUCCCAGAUUCCCAAAGUUAGACAAACAUUACUGUUUUCUGCUACACAGACAAAGUCAAUCAAGGACCUUGCAAGGGUUAGCCUCAAGAAUCCUGAAUAUGUUAGUGUGCAUGAACAAGCUAGCACAGCCACCCCAGAUAACCUUGAGCAAUGUGCCAUGAUCGUGCCCCUUGAACAGAAGCUGAAUAUGCUCUGGAGCUUCAUCAAAAGGCAUCUAAAGUCAAAAAUACUAGUCUUCUUAUCAAGUGUUAAACAGGUCAAAUUUGUUUAUGAAAUUUUCAAGAAACUUCGUCCUGGUGUUCCUUUAAAAUGUAUGCAUGGGCGGAUGAAAUACGAAGUACAGCAGGCCAUAGUAGCAGAAUUCAAUGAAAGUACUUCGGUUCUGUUCUCAACUGAUAUAUUUGCUAGAGGAUUGGACAUAGGGAAUGUGGACUGGGUGGUACAGGUUGAUUGUCCAGAAAGCAUUGCACUGUACAUCCAUAGAGUUGGUCGUACAGCUCGUUACAACAGGAAAGGAAAAUCUCUUAUAUUCCUGUGCCCGGAGGAAGAAAGAAUGCUUGAAAAAUUGAAGGCAACUGAAAGUAAAAUACCUAUACGUAGUCGCAAGCCAAAAGUGGAAAAACUGGAGCAAAUAUCUCAGAAUAUAGCAGCAGUGCUAGUUAAAUUUCCGAAUCUGCAGCAACUGGGUAAAAGAGCUUUUGUUACCUAUCUCAAGUCAGUCUACCUACAAAGAGACAAAGAGGUGUUUGAUCUGAGCAGGUUCUCUGCGGAGAGUUUUGCUGCAUACGCUUCUUCGCUUGGUCUUCCUGUUACCCCCAAAAUCCGCUUCGUAAGCCACAAGAAGAAUGUAUCAAAGAAGGAUAUGGAAGACACUGAUGUGAAACAGAUGCAAAAAAACCGUAAAGUUAUCGAAAUAAAUCCGCAGGUAAAUCGUGAAAUGCUUGCAGAUGAUGGGCCUGACGAUGAUAUCCUUAAACCGAAGAUGCCCAACGCAGAUGCAAAUAUUUAUGAUGGAAUUGAGGAUGUCCUUUACCCCAAAAUGCCCAGCAGGGACACAAAUACGGAAUCAGAAAAAUUCGAAGAGCUGGCAAUCAGGCCCUCGAAGAAGAAGAAGCUGAAGAUAAAUAUGCACAGGCCUUUGGGAACAAGGGUCAAGUACGACGACGAGGGCAACGCAAUUGAUCCUCUGGCAUCUCUAGCUGAAGAAGUGGGCUCAGACGAUGUGAUUCACAAGGAUAAAAUAUCACAAAGAUAUGCAGAGAUGCUGAGAGAAAUGCAGGAGGAUGACAAGGAGGACAAGGCCCAGCACAAGAAGAGUUUGCACGAGAAGAAGCUGCAGAAGAAGAUGAAGCUAAAGCGCAAGAGGCAGGAAGAAACAGAUGACGUGUCCGAGGACAGUGGCUCGGAGUCGGACAGAGGCCGCAACACAGCAUCCAAGGGUAAAAAGAAGUACUUCAACAACAGCGACGAAGAUGACAAUGGCACCAAGGAUGGGGACCUUCUUGCGCAGCAGGAGGCACUGGCCCUGAAGCUUCUAGGUCAAAUGCACGGCUAAACUUCAGGUUCUGAUGGCGCUGGGUGAUUGUGCUGAAACAUACACCAUCAUAGGAUUUGUUCCUUUUUUUGGUGGUGUAGACUAAUGAGCUCUCUACACUGGAGAGACGAAAUUUUGAUGAUGUCCUACCGCGUGGUUCCAUUGGAGUUCAUAUAGUUAGACAUUAUUCCACUUUCUUGGCCAUACCUCGUAGCUGCAGCGCCAUUCACUUCUGACGGGGUUCUGCCAGGAACAGUUAACCUAGGUUUGCAAGCUUGAAGGGUCCUUUAGAUUGAUGAUAUUUUCUAGUACUACCUCAGUCUCAUAUUAACUGAUUCAAAUUUAAAUCGUCUGGAUACAUGUAAGAGAAAGUCGUCGCUUAUGGGAUGCUGGGAGUAUUUCAAUGCGUGC
Molecule: messenger RNA, 2794 nt
Organism: Brachypodium distachyon (stiff brome)
Lineage: Eukaryota; Viridiplantae; Streptophyta; Magnoliopsida; Poales; Poaceae
Product: DEAD-box ATP-dependent RNA helicase 32
Exons: 8
Coding region: 110-2404 (764 amino acids)
Biological process (GO): rRNA processing
Cellular component (GO): nucleus
Molecular function (GO): ATP binding; RNA helicase activity; nucleic acid binding
Source: RefSeq, a predicted model, not a curated record